Messenger RNA from Andrographis paniculata, 1636 nucleotides. Its product is annotated as aluminum-activated malate transporter 2-like. Gene Ontology annotation, cellular component: plant-type vacuole membrane. The record is from RefSeq and is a predicted model, not a curated record. Lineage: Eukaryota; Viridiplantae; Streptophyta; Magnoliopsida; Lamiales; Acanthaceae. The transcript has 6 exons. The coding region runs from base 149 to 1480 and encodes 443 amino acids. Gene Ontology annotation, biological process: malate transport.
AUUCGUGGAACCAUCAGGAAGACAUACACACAACACAUCCUUAUAAAUACAUGCGUCCAUCAAGCGUUCGACGAAAUGCCUGAACCAAAAAACAGGCAGUUACUUUACAAUUAGGGCUUUUUUUUCAAAUUACAAAACUGCAAUUCCAAUGGCGUCGUCUCAAGAAGAAAAGGGGUGCUUCGGAAACCUAAUUGGUCGAAUCAUUGGAACUGCAAAGGAUGCCCAAAAAUUAGGAAAGGAAGAUCCUCGGAGAAUCGUGCAUUCACUGAAAGUUGGAUUAGCCAUAUCCUUAGUUUCCUUGUUCUACUAUUUCGAUUUCUCCUAUGAAGGCUUCGGCGUGUCUGCAAUGUGGGCUGUAAUGACUGUCGUUGUAGUCUUCGAGUUUUCCGUAGGGGCGACGCUUGGGAAAGGAAUCAAUCGAGCGAUUGCUACGUUGCUGGGUGGAGCAUUGGGCGUGGCGUUGCACAGAUUGGCAAGCUUUGCAGGGGAAAAGAUCGAGUGUGUAAUUCUUGGGAUAUCUGUUUUCUUGAUUGCCUCUGUGGCGACGUAUGUUCGAUUCUUUCCUAAGGUGAAGGCGAGGUUCGAUUACGGGCUUCUUAUAUUCAUCCUUACAUUUAGUUUGAUCUCGGUUUCCGGCUACCGGGACGAUGAGGUUAUCGACAUGGCCUAUAAGAGGCUGUCCACGAUCCUCAUAGGCGGCGCUGCCACUGUUUUCAUUUGUGUGUUCGUGUGUCCGGUCUGGGCGGGUGAGGAUUUUCACAAACUAACUGCAGCCAAUGUCGACAAGCUUGGGAUUUUCUUGGAAGGUUUCGAGCGAGAGUACUUUCACGGAUCAAAGAAGGGAAGUCAGGACAAGACGGCGUCUUUGUCUCAAUACAAGAGUGUCCUAAACUCGAAAGGGAUCGAGGACUCAUUGGUGAAUUUUGCGAAAUGGGAGCCUCGACAUGGUAAAUUUAGGUACCGACAACCUUGGAACCAAUAUCUCAAGGUUGGAUCUCUUACAAGAGAGUGCGCGUACAAGAUCGAUGCGUUGAAUGCCCGUCUCAACUCGUCUGUGCAGGCGCCAAUGGAAGCGCGCGCAAGAAUUCAAGAACUAUGUUCAAAAAUGUGCUCAGAGUGCAGCCUCGCCCUUCGGGAGCUCGCAACGGCGAUCAACACAAUGACAAGGCCAUCGACAGUCGACUCCCACGUUGUCAACGCCAAGACCGCGGCCCAAAAACUCAAAUCCUGUCUGAAAACCAAAAGCAGCCUCUGGCCCGACAUGGAUCUCCUCGACGUAAUCCCGUUGCUCACGGACGCGUCUCUGCUGAUCGACAUCGUGUCAUGCACCGUCAAGAUAACGGACUCCGUCCACGAGCUUUCGUCGAAGUCGAAAUUCAAGGCCCCGCCGGAGAAUAAAAUGGCGAAACAAACGAGCCGUGAAAGAGCAGCGAGAAGUACGAGCAUAGGGUCACAUAGUUUUACCAUUACAGUCGAGUAAUUUUACUUUUACGUGACCUAACGUUGUUUGUUACCAUACCGUAGGUCACUUGGUAGUGUACGGACAAUUUUCAGGGCCUUUGGCUGUCCGUACGAACGGAAAACGUAUUUGUUAUGUGUAUGUAUAUUAUUAGAAAAUAAAUAAGGUUAUAUCCAA